Messenger RNA from Triticum turgidum subsp. durum (durum wheat), 1518 nucleotides. The record is from the annotation of a GenBank genome assembly. NCBI's taxonomy places the organism in Eukaryota, Viridiplantae, Streptophyta, Magnoliopsida, Poales, Poaceae.
AUGGACGAGGACGAUGCGGCGCCUCCCACUGGUUGCUGGAUCCGGCUACCGCGACUGGGCGGCGGAUGCAUGUCCUCGGGCUCCAAGGUCGACUCCUCCACCAGCGGCGCCUGCGCCAACGGCGGCGGGGACUCUGUAGUGGUUGAAGCAGGAGUACCUCAGCUUCUGAUGUUUUACUCAGAAGCAAGGAUUCACAUAUUUCUGUGGCACUACCUUUGUCAAAUUUCAAUUAUAUCAGGCAUUGAUCUCCUAAUGGUUAAUGUCUACUGUGCAGAGAGCAAAAAGGUAAAUCGUAGUUGUUGGGAUCAAUCAGCUCCACCAGCCGCAUCUGGUUCGACAACAUCCAGCAACACUGGAAGCAUCUCGCCUUCUUCCAUAGUUGGAGAAGAACUUAAACUAGCAGCCCAACUGCGUAGAUUUACGUUCAAUGAACUUAAGUGCGCCACCAGAAACUUUCGACCUGAGAGUCUUCUUGGUGAGGGAGGUUUUGGUUGUGUCUUUAAAGGUUGGAUUGAAGAGAAUGGAACUGCUCCGAUGAAACCUGGCACAGGAUUAACUGUUGCUGUCAAGACACUCAACCAUGAUGGGCUUCAGGGGCAUAAGGAGUGGGUGGCAGAAGUUGAUUUCCUUGGAAACCUUCAACAUCCACACCUAGUGAAAUUGGUUGGUUACUGCAUUGAAGAUGACCAACGGUUGCUAGCAUACGAAUUUAUGCCCCGCGGAAGUUUGGAGAAUCAUCUUUUCAGGAGGUCAUUUCCGCUCCCAUGGGCUAUCAGAAUGAAAAUUGCACUUGGUGCUGCAAAAGGCCUUGCAUUUCUUCACGAAGAAGCUGAAAGGCCAGUGAUAUAUCGGGAUUUCAAAACUUCAAAUAUUCUUUUGGAUGCGGAAUACAAUGCAAAACUCUCUGAUUUUGGACUUGCGAAAGAUGGCCCUGAGGGUGAUAAGACACAUGUCUCUACUCGGGUCAUGGGAACAUAUGGAUAUGCAGCUCCUGAGUAUGUUAUGACAGGUCACCUGACAUCAAAGAGCGAUGUAUACAGUUUUGGAGUGGUGCUACUAGAGAUGAUGUCGGGCAGAAGGUCAAUGGACAAGAACAGGCCAAACGGGGAGCACAAUCUGGUUGAAUGGGCACGCCCUUAUCUUGGAGAAAGAAGGCGAUUCUAUAGGCUCGUAGAUCCCCGUCUAGAGGGAAAUUUCUCCAUAAAAGGCGCUCAGAAGACGGCUCAGCUGGCACAUGCUUGCCUUAGCCGGGAUCCCAAGGCUAGGCCUCUCAUGAGCCAAGUGGUGGAAGUUCUCAAGCCUCUUCCAAACCUGAAAGACAUGGCUAGCUCCUCCUACUUCUUCCAGUCCAUGCGCCAAGAGCGUGCCGCAAGCCUUGGCAACCCAAAUGGUAGCCAAAGCAUGAAGGCACAGAGCACCUUUGCACGGAACGGAGUGCAGCCAAUGAGGAGCCUCUCGUAUGGUCCGCACGCUUCUCCGUACCGCCAGUCUCCAAGGCCCAACGGCAAACAGCCCUAA